CAACAUGGCUGACACAGGUGCCUCUCGUGACAGAUGAUUUUGACGAAAAAGGAGGCUUAAUCAACUUUUGGCUCUUAUUAAUGGUCGCUUACACGAACUGUGUUCUGAAAUUUUAUCACGGGGAACGAACUGUUUGCUUAAUUUGUCCAUGAUUUCUAAGUAUUUGCAAAAUUUACAUAGCAACUGAUCAGAAGCACCUGUUUAUUUUCUAUUGUCAACAAGAAAUGUGUCGUCUGUUGCCAAAGACACACGGAUGAACGAUAAGUGUCAUUGUUGAUGUCUGAUGUGAACUUUCUAUAACAUCACAUAACCGAUGGGGAACGCUUGUUCUUGCAUAAGAGGCCGAGGAGAGCCCAAAAAGAAAAUUACAUUAGCUAUUUUAGGAAUUGAUGGAGCAGGCAAAACGACUAUUAGCAAGGCCCUGAUUGGAGAUGAAUUAGAUCUAGAGGUAGCCCCAACUGUUGGCUUCAACACAGAUUCGUUUACUUUUAACAAAUAUGAGCUGACGUUAUAUGAUAUUGGUGGCGGUAAAAAUGUACGCAGAAUCUGGACGCAUUACUUCCAUGAGAUCUACGGUGUUAUAUAUGUGGUGGACUCUACUGCCACCAAAAGAAUUUCAGAGAUCCAGGAAAAUCUCAAAAAUCUACUGGAGCAUCCACAAGUGACCGGAAAGCCACUCCUCCUAUUAGCCAACAAAUCUGAUCUCAAAGAUGCCAUGGAAUCUAUAGAUGUAUGUGAGAAGAUACACCUUGAGGAGCAAGUCAAUAAACACAAGUGUCCAUCUAGAAUUGAAUCUACGUCUGCUGUGAAAGGUACAGGUAAAAAAGUUGAUCCCAAGCUAAAGGAGGGGUUGAAAUGGUUAUGUGGGAUGAUUGAACAUAACUGGGACCAAUACACAGAGCGAGUAAACCGGGACAUGGAAGUGCAGCGGGUGCGGGAUGAAGAGGAGAAAGCUAUCCGCCGUGAACGUGUUCGCAAAAUUAAGGAGGAGAGAGAGAAAGCAGAGAAGGCUGAAAGAAAAAGACUUGGGAUAGAAGAACCUAAUGAUGAUGAUGAAGACGAGGAUACAGGGGACCCAUUCAAACCCAUUGGAGCUAAGAAACCCGAAACAAAGAAGCGAAAUGAGGAGAGGGUGCAGGCGCAAAAAAGUCUUAAUUUGGCAGGUCCACUAUGGGAGCUGGAGACAGAAAGUGGUGGAAGGAGACGAUCAAGAAAAAAAGAAUCCAGCGAAAAGGAAGAUGAUUCAGAUGAUGUGGAUUCUGAUGAUCUUGCAGUCAACCGAUCAUACCGUUCACCUAGACGAUUUAACUUAUCCAACGGAGACGCUGGAGAAAGUAAUUACGAUAAGUAUGAUGAAAAACGGAAUCGGCUAAAACAAACUCAUUUAGCUUCACAUAUGGAUGAAAAUGAAGACAGUGAUGUAGACAUUUAUACACGUGGUCACAAACUUACGCCAAGGUUACCUCCCCUUCAACGUCCUCUAGGUGCAAAAUUCAUGGAUGAGACAAUAGGAACUUCUAAGAAAAAGAAAUCUAAAAAGCAGAAACUUAGAGCUGUGGAAGAAAUAGAUGAUGAAACUGAGGAUCAUUACAAAAAAUCUGUUGGCUCCUUAUCAAAAAUCAGUUUUUCAGCUAGAGGAAAUAAUUUAAGGCAAGUGGAAGAUGAUGAAGAAGAGAGUGAGGAUAGUAGUUUGCGUGCUAAAAGGGCCUAUGGAAGCAGGCAAAUUGUCGCUGGUUAUGAUAAUUUAUCAUUUUCACAACGCGAAAAGCAUGAAGAUUCUUUAUACCGCAACAACAGAAAUUCCAGAAGCAAUAAACCUGAUGAUUCACUUUACAAUAAUGGUGCAGAUUCAAGAUUCGGAAACCGAAAUAACCUCUAUAGCAACAACACACAACUUGGAAAUUACAGAGGACUGGGCUCUAGGUUUGAGGAUCAAAAUGAUUAUAACGAUGCCUCAUUGAGGUCCAGAUUUGGUGUACAAGAUUCUCGGUAUAGCAAUCGGAAUGGUGACCUAGGCACAGAAGAUUCAGAUGCUCCAGUAUCACAGAAGAAGAAAGGGAAAAAGAAGAAGGGAAAGAACAAAAAUUCACAGGAUUUUUCUAGGACUGUAGUUGAUCCAGAUGAGAAUAAUGAAAGUGAUGAGAGGGAGAGGUCAAUUGCAAAACUGGGAUCAUAUCGUCUGUCUUCCCUGGAUGGAGAAGAUGCUGACAAAGACACACCUGUUCGUCGCCUGAAAAAGAAACAGCCCUACACUGUUAAGAAGAAUAAGACAUUCCCAUCUGACAACUCUGAUGAAGAUGUGCCGGACACCAAGAAGCGUGAUUUCUCUUGGACCAUGUCUCCAAAGAGAACAAAACCUGAAGAGGGACACAGUUCUCCUGUCCACAUAUCCAGGACAAACUGGGGACUAGCUGAAGAUUUGUCUGAUGAAUUGUCCGAGGGUCCAUCAGAUGAUGACAGAGCCUACAGUAAUUUCAGGAUGAGACGUUCCAAACCUAACAUGGACGACGAUGAUGACAUUGUGUACUAAUUUUUGUAGAGAAGUUUAAGAUCGGAUGCUGAGUGCACAUGUUAUGGAUAGUAGAGAUUAGGGUCUGAUAUUUGAUUUGUGAGUUUGAAGUCCUACACUGGUGUCCGAUAAAUCAUAAUGUAUGCAUUGACAUGAUGCAAUGUCGUUGUGAAAAGUAAGGUUAGAGAGAAUAGUAUUAAAAUGUUGAAUAGGUCGAAAUGGUGGUCUGAUACAUAUAUAAUACAUAUGUACUAGUAUACUAAAGUCCUCUCAGUGUGAAAUGUCUUGUAGAUGUGACAUGUGUACUCAAUACUGAUGCUUCAGAAAUCCCAGAUAGUCCCAGAUUUUGAAGGCAUUACAUGUUUGUGUACUUGUUAAUGCCAUAGAUUCGUUGUUAUAAGUAAUACUCAAAAUAUUUUGGAGUGAAGUUUUUUAGACAUGGACAUUUUGUGAUUCAGAUUGUCUGCGUUGAAGAGUGCUUGAAUUAUUUUGAGAUAAGUAUAGUAGAAUAUCUGUAAAACUGGUAUGCUUUUUGCAUGGUUUGUUUUGCUGUGCGUACACGGUAUAAUCAGAAACCUAUUACAACAGCCGUCCUAAAAUUUUAACAGUUCCUUGAAAUGUUAAAAAUUUAUAUGAACCUUGAUACAUUAACUGAUUGUAAAACAAUGUCAUAUUGCCACCAUUGGUCAGUAAAAUCUUGAAUUGCCACCAUUGGUUCAGGAAAACCUUGUUUUACUGCAUCGACUCUCAGUAAAAUUUCGUUAAACUGUCAUAAUAAAAGCGACAGUAUGUCAAGGGAAGAUUCAUUAAACAUAAAAGUAAGAAAAGACAAUGAAAAAUAGUUAUUGAGAUAAAAGUUAAAUGGAAGUGCAUCUUCACCUGUUGGACUACAAGGUUGCUUAACAAAUAGGAACAAAGUAACCGUGUGAUGUUGUUUUUGAAAUUUGACGAAAAAUGGUAUCAACCAGUUGUUAACCAGGCUCUAUCUCUCAGAAUAAUUAAAAAGAUCUGGAAGUAAAUAAUGUAUAAAUAUCUCCCAACUUGAUCAUAAAAAUGUCAUAAAAAUAUUGUAUCCAUCAGCUCUGUCGGUGGCAAAGAGAUUCAGGGGAGGUAACCUUGAAGUUGGAACGUUUAGUGGUAACAGAGACACAUUAGAAAGCUGAAAUGACUGCAUUCCUUUUGCCUCAGUAUUGGUUCAAAAGGACAUUCUCCAAGAUGAACCCAAUUUUCUUCUGUUUUUUGUUAUAUACAUCAACCUGAAGUAACAAUGAUGCCAACAAAUGCCUACAUCUUAACAUGUGUGUAUAAGCCACUGGUGUCAAUAUUUUAUCCUCUUUAUAUGUGAAGCAUAAAAGAAAAUCAGUGUAUUUCUACAAUAAAAGGUGCCAAAUCACACGCAAAUAUGAUAAGGACACCAUGGAUAUAUUUAUGUAUGCUAUGUUUUUUGUAAGGUGGAAAUUCAUGUUGUUUUUUGCUGCCAGACCUGUUUUUAUAAACAAACAUAAUAUUUUGUGUAAACCGGUAGUUUAUGUCUCCCAUUAUAGGUCCUCUGACCAGAAUUUACAGUUCUGCUUGUAGAAUUUAGUGGAAACUUCAAACAGCUCCAACAUCACACUGCUGAAAUUAAGAAAUGUUCAACAUAUCACACAGAACAUUUUGUUGAAAUUAAAUUCUACUUAGUAUGUGUAUCUCUCGUUUAUUUGGAACUAGUUUCAUUCAUAAAUUUUAUUAAGAUAUCACUUUGAAUUAUCAUUUUUGUAACCAUGGUUACUGGAAAUUUUUUUUUCUUAAUGCUUAUAGAUUGCAGUAAGUAAUGAUAACAGAAAGAAGCCUAUAGUAUGGUAUACUGCAGUACUGCGGUCACCUUAGGCUAUGAUGGCUGAUGUCUGACCCAUUCCACUUUGGAUAAAACAAAUUUAACGAAGAUCUGUUGUCACAGAUCUGAAACUUAAGCUGCCAAUUGUUGUUACUAUAUGUCUUUAAUUCUGUUCUUUUUUUUUUUUAGUGCUUAAAGCAAAGUUGAGUAUAUACAAUGUACACUUGUAUUAUACUCGGCUUGUGUUUGAGGAAACAUUUGUUAUUUUACACACUUAGUUAAAAUAUCUAGAAUUUUAAAUCUGUUCAGAUUCACUCUUUUCAACACAUCAUGUAUCAUGUUUUGUAUCAUAACAGGUAUUACCGUAUUUAACCAAAUAAGUGCACUGUGUUAAAAAAACCCACAAAAUUCACAUACCUUUAUGUAAAAAACAAUCUUCAGUUAAAAGACUGAAAAUGAUGUUGGCAUAUCUGGGAGGUUAGGAACUUUUCAUGUUUUAAUUAACUCACCCAUCCUGCCAGGCUGGUGCACUUAUCAGGUCGAAUACGAUAUUUAGAUUUUUAUUUUACUCUGUGCAAUGUUUUAUUUUUAAUCCUGUUUUAUUCCAAGAAUCCCAUGAAUGUUUAAACUAGUAAUUUGGGAUUGAUUGUUUCUUGUAAAAGAAAUGUUUUUGUAUUGUUUGUUGUGAAUUAAUUUAUAAUUUUUUGUAUUGUAUGUUCCAGCAUUUUGUUCUGAACAGAAAUUUUGAGUGCAAGAAAUUGACAGCAAGUGAAUUAUGUGAUCUGUAAAAUACUAUUUGAUUUGAGCUAAUAUAAUUUUGUAAAAUGAAUGCUUAUUUUGUCUGCCUAAAAUGGUCAAACAGCAUUCUGUAUUUUGUACAAACCAUCUUGUGUUAGCAGAAGUGUCAUUACUCCAGAAAAGAUAUUUUGGUUUAGUAAACAAGGCUAUAUUGCCAUUCUAUAAAAAUGACAUUGUACAACAAUAUAACACUACAGCGAUGUCUUAAUACACCGUGGUGUGCUUAGUUGUGUCCAAUCAGUGGUUUCAAGGCAUUAAAUACAUUUGUUAAUGAGUUUCUGAAGUUAUAAACAUCAUCACACACGUAAUCAUGUAAUGCUGAAUUUGUUUUUGUGGGUUUUUUUUUUAUGCUGAAUUUGUUUGUUGUAUUUCAAUGUUGUCUGAAAUGUGACGUCUGUCAAAUUGAAUAAUAAUUUUGAUAAAAACAUUACUGUUUUUUGAAAAAAUUUCAGCAAUUGUGAUGUUAAUAAGCAAUUGUGAUGUUGUAAUCAGCGAUUGUGACGUUGUAAUCGGCGAUCGUGAUGUUGUAAACGAUCGUGAAGUUGUACUCAAUGUUACCGUAAAUAUCUUGUAAUAAGCCCAGAGGGCAACACAUGCAAAACAAUGAAAUACUUUUUUGGCAUUUUGAACUGAGCUUCAAUAAUUGGGGGUAUAUACAUACAUAAUGAAAUUCUGAGUUGAGAACAUAUUUGUGUAUAUGUUUAAUGAUGUUUAUAAAUUAUUUGCUAACAGUAAUGUUAUUAUAGGCAUAAGUGAACAUAGAAAUCUUUAGUUAAAUAGAGAGUUUUGUAAAUAUUGUUUUAAACAGAUUCGGUAUCAUGUUAGACUAGCAGAUGAAAAUGAUAUGAAAUGUACAUGUAACAAGUUCGAUAAUUUUUUAUGACAAUAGUGGUAAUGCCCCUAGUGACGUUACAUUAUUAAUAUUUGUGCAUUUGAUGUCAGAUAUUGUAAUGUAGAUGUUUUAUAGUGUUGCAGUGUCACACAAUGAUGUUUUGUUGUGUUGUUUUGCUUUUUUGACCUUGCAGAAAACAAGUUGGCAAGUUGUGUUCUUAUUACUCAGGAAUUUGAGAUCGUUCAUUUAAAAUUGAAUCUUCUUUCCUUUUUUUUAUCAUUUGUAUUUGGUUUAUCAUCUUUUAAAUUUUGUUAUUGAACGUUUUUUUGUUUAUUUUUUUACAUUUGACCAUGAAAUUAACAUAUUUUAGAUUCAUGUAAUUAAUUGUCCAAUUGCUCCAUUAAUAUUCAUGUUUUGAUUAUAAUCGUGAAACUUGUCUAAUGACAAGGGAUCAUUUAUUCACUUGGUGCAGUGACAUUAAGUCUAUAUAAGAAACCUGUCAUAUUUGGAUCUAGCCAGAUUUCUGUAAAGUCAGGUUUUGUUGAACAUAGUUUCAAUCAUUAACGAAAUAAUAUGUUUUGAAAAAACAGAAAAAUCAUUUCAAAGAAAGCUUGGUAUAUUUAAAUGGUUUUGAAAAGAUCUUUUUAUAAACAGAUUUUACACUGGUGUAGGUACCAGUAUGCUAAUUGAAUACCUAAUGAUGUUUUUUUUUGUGUUGGCUCAAAAUACCAGGUAAUUGUUACAUGUACCGUGAUUUAUCAUUUAGUAAUUUUGUGAUAUUAUGUGUUGUUUAAGGAUGUUAUAUUUUGUAUAAUUACAGCACAAACAGAUGUACACUUGUAAUACUAAGUAUUACAGACAGAAAUUAUAAAAAACUGUACAUUUUUUUUUCAACUGCAAUGUGUAAUAAAAUAAAAAUGUACAAUAUAUGUAUUUACUCAUGCUAGCAGUAAAAUCAAAUCAUUAUCCUAUCAUCCAAUUGCAAGGGAGUUUAUUUUUAAAUACCUAGAUAAAUUGUGCUAUGAUUUGCAAUUAUUUAUCAGAAAUGAUUAACUGUAUAGGGAAUGUGUGCCUAACUGUUUGUGAAGUGAGGAUAUUAAAUCCUCUCUAUUGUUAUAGAUUGUAUAUACACCAUUGUCUUAACUUAUUGUCUAUUCCGUCCAGGCCAUGUAGCGGUUUUAUAUUAUACUCUAUACUUCAGGGUAUAUCUUUUCACUGUAUAUCUAUGUAUAAAGACUGUAGAGGAUACUUGGUAACUACCAGAAUACCAUAUCAGACAAUUGUAUUACAUUUUUGUCUAUUACUCUGAUAGCUUAACAAUGAGAUUAGUGUUCCUUUUGUUUGACUGUAGAUUAGAUUCUCGUUUAUUUUAAGAUAAUGACAAAGUUUAAUACAUUGUACGUGUGUACUGAUAUCAGUAAACCUAUCCUGUUUUUUUUAAAGACCACCAUUUUCUCAACAAGGCAGACUACCAAAUUCAUCCUCAAAUAAACUGCAGAAAAAAGGUCCAAGGUUUGGAAGAGGAAUUAAUAGCUUUCAGAUUGUUUUCCAAACUCCAUGAAGACUUUAAAAAUGUUUGGUAUUAUGUUGCAGAAAAUCCUGAAAUAAAUUUCUGUUUAAACUGAAGUUGGGAGGGGGCUUAUUUGCAGGCAUGUACCCCUCAGUUUUUAGUUUCUGAGGUAUGUCUAACUAUAACAGGGAGAUUAUUUGUUAGCUUUCAGUUUACUUGCUGAUAAAUACAUACUCUGUUAACUGACCACUUUUGAACAUAAACCUUUGGGUGAUCACCUAAGUUCAAGUUUGACUAGAACAGAAAUAAGAUUGGCUCAAUUUGGUCUGAGAAUUUGUUUUUCUAUUAUAAAUUUCUCAUUGUAAUGCCAAACAUUUUCAUACAAAUUUUCUAUCAUAUAUUUCCUUACUUUAAUAUAAACAGAUUGACAUAUAUCAAUAUACUUUGUAUAUCAUAUCCAAUAAGAUUAUAGUUUUAAGUUAGCCAAUAUAUACUCGCCAAUUAACAAACAUUUGCUCAUACAGAAAUAUGGUAACGCUAUCACAGGGGCCAGCCAAAUAUUGUAGUGGUAUUUACUGACUUGUAAUAAUGUCGGCAUAUAUCUAUGAAGGGUAAGGACCAUAGAAUCAAUGUGUGGCCCCUGUGUUCUACAGACAUAAGCAUUACACAGCAGUGUAUGCAACUUGGUCAAAUUAAUGGAUCAAUUGGGAAUUAUUCAAGACCGACCAACACAAGUAACCAGCCAUUUUUUCUCUACUUUGUCAAGAUCUUAUUGUACUGGAUAAACAACUGGGUUUACAUGUGUCAACAUAUGUUCGUAAAUGUUUCAUUUCAUUUUUUACAGAAUCAUAAUGCAUCUCUUUCUAGUGCCAAGUGAAAUGUGAUUAAAUAAUGAUUAAAACAGAAUUCAGCAUGGAGUUUUCAAGAGAUAUCUACUCCAGUAUCAUAUCAGAAAUGAGAGCUAGCAAGGUCCUUUGGGGGACAAUUUUAAUAUAUUUAGAUAAUUGAUUGAUAACUGAAGUGAAAUUAUUGAAUUUUGUGACUGUUUUAUAUGUGUAUCAGGAGUUUGUUGUGUCCUACCUGUUGCCUACAUAUCAAGAGCAUUCCUAUGACUUAUAACAAUAAAACAAUUAUCUUGUA
Pecten maximus is the source of this 8605-nucleotide messenger RNA. RefSeq names its product transcriptional regulator ATRX homolog. Gene Ontology annotation, cellular component: non-motile cilium; ciliary membrane. Bases 314 to 2530 code for a protein of 738 amino acids. The record is from RefSeq and is a predicted model, not a curated record. The transcript is spliced from 9 exons. Gene Ontology annotation, biological process: receptor localization to non-motile cilium; non-motile cilium assembly. Lineage: Eukaryota; Metazoa; Mollusca; Bivalvia; Pectinida; Pectinidae. Gene Ontology annotation, molecular function: GTPase activity; GTP binding.